This is a messenger RNA of Verticillium dahliae VdLs.17, 1665 nucleotides long. Its product is annotated as endoplasmic reticulum mannosyl-oligosaccharide 1,2-alpha-mannosidase. The transcript has 2 exons. Lineage: Eukaryota; Fungi; Ascomycota; Sordariomycetes; Glomerellales; Plectosphaerellaceae. Gene Ontology annotation, biological process: carbohydrate metabolic process; N-glycan processing. Gene Ontology annotation, cellular component: endoplasmic reticulum; Golgi membrane. The record is from RefSeq and is a predicted model, not a curated record. Gene Ontology annotation, molecular function: mannosyl-oligosaccharide 1,2-alpha-mannosidase activity; calcium ion binding. The coding region runs from base 1 to 1665 and encodes 554 amino acids.
AUGAAUGACGACCCCCCCGUUGUUGAUGUAAUCAAAAGCAGCAUUGAUUGGGGCAAGAUUGACCUUGCGUACCCUCAACCCCCAAAGCCGCCCGGCAGUAACACUGCUCUGCCCCGGCAUAGAAGCCCGUCAUUUCCCAAGAUCCAGUAUUCUUUUAGCCCGCAGUCUAAGGCGGAAGUCGAGAAACAACGGAGCCGGCGCCAAGCUGUGCGCGACGUUUUUGAGAAGGACUGGCAGCACUACCGUGCACACGCAUGGAUGAAGGAUGCUGUCAAUCCUAUUUCUGGCACCGCAAAAGACCAAUUUUCGGGCUGGGCAGCGACUCUUGUCGAUUCUCUCGACACGCUAUGGAUCAUGGGGCUCCGAGCUGAAUUUGACGAGGCCGUCGAGGCCGUCGCCAAGAUUGACUUCGGACAAUCCUCCACAUCCCGAGUCAACAUGUUUGAAUCUACAAUUCGUUACCUUGGCGGCCUGCUGGCCGCCUAUGACCUCAGCAAACGUGACGUACUUCUCACCAAGGCCACUGAAAUUGGUGAUCUUCUUUACGGCGCCUUCAAUACACCAAACCGCAUGCCCGUCGAUUUCAUCAGCUUCAAUCAAGCCAAGACCGGUCAAGGGCUUACCGUCGAGGCCUGGGUUGUGUCGGCUUCGCCUGGGACUCUAUCGCUUGAAAUGACGCGGCUGUCUCAGGUCACUGGCGACAUGAAGUACUACGAUGCUGUGACGGGCGUCAUGGAGGUAUUCCGAGACCAGCAGUCAAAGACUCACCUACCUGGUCUGUGGCCCAUCUGGGUGUCCAUGAGAGACAAAAACGUCAGCGCGAGAAGAGAGUUCACCAUUGGAGGUAGCGCUGACUCGUUGUUCGAGUACCUUCCGAAGAUGUACGCUCUCCUUGGUGGCUCAAGCCCCAUGUACGAGACCAUGACAAAGGACUUUCUCAAGACAGCGAAUGAAGUCAUGUUUUUCCGACCCAUGCUUCCCGACGAAGCCGAUAUCCUCAUAUCUGGCAAUGUUAAGGUCAGCGAAGAGGGCAAGGUCGUUUUCGACCCCGAGAGCGAGCACCUGACGUGCUUCAUCGGCGGUACCGUCUCUCUGGCCGGGCGGAUAUUCAACAAGCCCGAGGAGGUCGAAACAGGGAAGAAGUUGGCCCACGGAUGCGCCUACGCUUACAACGCCUUUCCAUCUGGCAUGAUGCCAGAACGUUACAACAUGGUCCCUUGCUCGCCAGCCAGGGCAGAUGUGUGCAAGUGGGACGAGGCCCUCUACGUCCGUGAAUGCGACAAGCGGCACGAAUACAAGCCGCAUUUGCCUAAGGGCUUCACCACAGCGAAGGAUCCCAGAUACCUAUUGCGACCCGAGGCUAUAGAAAGCGUAUUCAUCAACUAUCGCAUCACCGGUGACCCAGCGUGGCAGGACAUCGCCUGGACCAUGUUCAAAGCCGUCACCAGGGGAACGGCGGCGCAGUACGGCCAUGCGUCUGUCAAAGAUGUCACCUUGGCGACAGAGGAGCUGCCAAAGGAAGAUUACAUGGAGAGCUUCUGGCUUGCCGAGACGCUCAAAUACUUUUAUCUCGUUUUUUCACCACCUGAUUUGAUCAGCCUGGAUGAAUACGUUUUGAGCACAGAAGCACAUCCUUUCCGGAUGCCGGAGCGAAUGUAUACCUGA